This is a messenger RNA of Alternaria ethzedia, 3624 nucleotides long. RefSeq lists its product as uncharacterized. NCBI's taxonomy places the organism in Eukaryota, Fungi, Ascomycota, Dothideomycetes, Pleosporales, Pleosporaceae. The record is from RefSeq and is a predicted model, not a curated record. The transcript has a single exon. Bases 1 to 3624 code for a protein of 1207 amino acids.
AUGUCUGGCCCCUUCCGCUUCCAGCAAGAGGAAGCCAGGUCGCCGCUGUACGUACCGCCUCUGCACGCGCAUGUCGCCUGCUGUCCUGAACUGACUCGUGUUAGCGAUCGGACCGCGUCGCCCUUCUCCGCCGGCCAGCCUGUGUCGUUCAAGACCAAUGUCAACCGUGCCAAAACGAAGAAAUGGGUACAGGCGAAGAAGAACGCCUACGACGGCGACGAUUGGGGCGGCUACGACGAGUACGACGAAUACGGCGUCAACCAGGAGCCCGAGCAGCCACAGCCUCUGGCGCAGCGUUACUAUGCCCAGCGGACGGAGCAACCAUCGCGCAGCUUCACCGACCCCUCCCAGCAGGCGCCCCUCCCACGACCCCGAAGAAAUUCCUUCGAGCACGGCGAGGAACAGCGCGCCUUCUCCUCAACAAUACCGCAACCCCAACAUGGACACGGCCACGAGCAUGAGCAGGGCUACUCUGCCAUACCCCCGCCUCUCCAGACUCGCAUAUCGCAGGUCCCUGCCGAUUUCACCUCGCCGCUCAACACACAGUUUCCCCCGCGCAAGAGUAGCAUAGGCCAGGGAGACAUGCCAAUGUCUACUUCGCCACGAUCACGCAAUGGCAGUCAGGCAUCUGACAAGCCGCUACCCUUCAUCAGACCAGCCGACAUAUACAAGCGGCACCAAGAGGAGCGGGAGCGGGCGUCAAUGGAAUCAUCGCGACCAAGCCUGGACUCUCUUUCUUCUCCGAUACAGGACAACGUGGUCUCUCCUCAAGAAGGCGGGCGAUCGCUGCAGCCUAUGGAAACCGUCGCUGAGCGCAAGAGCGAGUAUCUGCCUGAUUAUGAUGCAGCAGCCCCGCACGACAAACAACAACCCCAGCAAAAUCAAUCCCUUGCGUCACCACAGGAUGACAAGGGUCUGCGCUCUGUUGUUGAUCAGGCAUUUACUCGCGCUGACGAAUCGCGUUCCGUUCCGCCAACGCCCAUAUCAAACGACAACGAUUCAACUUCAGACCUUCUGAGGAGCAAUACUGGAAGCACUUCCGGAAUCAGCCCAAUCAUGAGCCGCGUGCCCAGUUCAGCAGCCUCAGCACUGAGAAACCGUGAUCAAGCAGAAAGCACCACACCCGCCAUCGCAGAAGAACCAAGUGAAGUCACGACGCCCGUUACCCAGCCAACCUCUGCGAAGAUCGUCGAGCCCAUACACCACGUUCCACGAAAACCGUCCCCAGGUCACAAUCGCAACUUCUCCAACUCUUCUCUACCGCGCAGCGGCCUCGCUACGCCCACACGCGGUGACAGUCCUGCACGAUCCCCUAUCUUAGCACCGAGCAGAGACGUACCCGAACCCUCCUCCGCCCUUGUUACCAUGGAAAGCAACGAAACUCCGGGCGCAAUGGAAGGCGGCCUUAAUGGUCCAUCCCCUGCAUAUGCUACUCGCGAGGCUGAUAUUGCUACUGCUGUCAGGGAUGGUCCAGACAAUGGCGCACCCGGACUGGGCGCUUCAGAGCUUCAAUCACAGAACAACUUCCUCGAGUCGCAUAACGCGCAAAGCCCUCUCGAUGAUGGCUUGCCGCGCGAUCGCUCAGAGUCUCCAAGCAAGGGUCGUGUGCAGGCGUUGGCUGGCAAAUUUGGAGAGGUGGCAUCGUCGAGACGUGGCUCUACACAGUCCAAUCGCUCGAGGAACAGUGUUCAAUCGUGGGAACGGAGCAACGAUAAUUCACGUGCGGCGUCUCCAACGAAAGCUAGCCCUUCGAAACCCAGCAGUCCUGUCAAAGAAUUUCGUCCCCAUCUUCCAGGCCAGUGGGAGUCUUAUGCUACUACCGCUAUGACACCUUCGGAUCUGGGCGAGCAAGACCGUCGAUUAAGUUUCGCGAACAAUGGUCCGAGUGCGCUCAACAAAUCCGAUCUGACGGCUACAACGGAUAAGAAGCCACUUGCCGGGGCAUUGUCGGCAGAGACGGACACUCCGGAUCCGCUCGCCGCUCUUAGAGAUGCUGGAGCUGCAAUGGUCAAUUCUAUCCGCACAACCUUGGGUGCCGAUGACCAAACAUCCGAGACUCAACAGCAGCAAGCACGUCGUACUGACCACGGAAAUAUCUAUUUACCAAGGCCUCUUCAGCUAGAUCGUACUGGCACUUCCGGCUCAAGCGUGCCGCCAACUCCCCCCGCGAAAGACACCCCGGAAUCAGAAUUUCCGCCACCCCCGCCUUUGAAGGAGAGGCCCUCACAGCCCUUCAAGAGUCAGCCUAAACGACCGAGUCUUGAUCCUCAGUUAAGUACUGACCCUUCUGCUGAAGACCAGGAAAGUGACCGUCUUCGCAAGGAGAUUGUCGCCAGUCUCAGCCCUUUCAAGGCUCCAGCGUCGCCGGCCAGCGAGUCUAAUCAAGCCUCGCUCCACCCCGCCAGCCCAGGCACAAAUCGUGCUAGCUCUAUUCUGCCCAGUGAGUAUGAUACCUACUGGGCAGAUGAAGAUCGGGCUUCUCGUCGAUCUUCGCAGGAUACUGAGCGCUAUGCUCAAGAUCAGCCAUCCGAUGCAGCCAUGUCUUUUCUCCCACAAUCGGAAGAACCGACCAAGCCUGUGAUACUCAAUCGAUUUAGCUGGGAGGCAAGCAACCCGCAACCGCAAACACCAGACCAGCAAGCGCACGGUGUAGCCGCUGUUGAGCCUACAAAAGCCUCACAGGCAACGGAGAGUCGCCUUCCCACUGUGGAACGAGCUGCAGAUCAAGAACGACAAGAGUGGUCAGAAGGCCUUCCGGACUCGUACUUUGGCCCAGAGCACACUUUCACGGUUACUAAACCUGACCCUAGUAGUAGCAGUGAUAUGCCGCAACGAUCUGCUUCUCCAACCGUCGAUACUGCGCGCCCCGGAACUAGCCCUGCUCGAGAAGAAACACGCUCCCCGGGACUUCAUGUUGUCAACACAGAGCUCAAUCCCGAAGCCGUGGAUCUCCCACCACGUUUCAGUGCGGAGCAUGAGCAGACUUCGGGACUCGGAGGAUCCAGCUUGAACGAGAAGCAACGGAUAGAGCAGCCUGCGGAACAUCCCGCAAUCGUAACAUCUGACGACGAGCCGAAAACACCCAUUGCCGUACAGGAGGAGCCUUCGCCGAAGUCGCCAAUUACGGACAAGCCUCUGGGCGCUCGAGAAAUAGCAACGCUUAACACUGCUGCUGAGCGAAUUGACACCUACAACAAGACACGCGAGUACUGGGCGACAGUUGAUCAUGGCCUUAAUGACUGGCUACGCUCUGCGCUCGAAGCAAACCCCGAGCUGGCUACGCAGACGUACCCAGUACAGCGUGUGCCUACAAGCUCGGCACGUCACAGGCACACUGGCUCUCUUGCACUGUUUGGCAAGCUUGGUGGUUCGAGUAGCUACGACGUGAGCGCCGACCAAAAUAACAAUGCUAGCGUACCAGUCCCCGCGAGCUCAGGCUCUCCCACUAAUCCUGCAUCAUCUGGUUCAGGAUUUGGCGGACGAAUUGCAAAUCAGCAGAUGCAAUUGAAAGGCAAGGACUUGCUUCAUACUGCUAAUGUGUUAGGAGGGAAAGGCAUGACCAGUGCCAAGGGAUUGUUUGCGAAAGGCAAGAGCCGUUUCGGCCGCGAAAAGGUAGAUAAAUGA